AUGGCUGGUAGAUCACGAGGACGUAACAGCAAUGGAUGGUUUCAUAACUCGAAUUUACGUAGAGAACGGAGUAGUGAUCAUGAUGAUCAAAUUUCAAGACCUAGCACUAGUCGAGGACGUGAUGGGUACUCAGAUCUACAUGGUUUAAAUAAAAAAGUGACAUUCAAAGCAAACCACCGUGGAGGGGUUAAUUUUCGUAAAAGUUGUGAAAGUAAAACUGAUUUGGUCAUCAACAAUGGUUAUCAACUGGAUAGUGAGUUUCCUAAUUCAAGUGGUCCACCUAGAAAUAAUACUGGUCAACGAAACCUUGGACAUGGUGGUAAUAGUAAUUUCAGAAACUUAUCACAGGAUUUAAAAGAAAGUAGAACUGGAUGGUAUUCAGUAUCUGUGCUAAAUGUUGAAGAUUGUGAAGAAGUUCUUAAAAUGAUACAAACUUAUAUCACACCUUUUGCAUUUUAUCCAUACAAUAAACAAUAUUUUGAUAAUGGAUUAAGUUUUUUGGUUGAUGAUUUUAAAAUUGCUAAUACAUUGUACAACACAAAUUAUAAGAUAACACAAAGAGAUGAUCGAAAAUUAAUUAUAAAUGUGGAAUUAUAUUUGCCUCAACAUUAUCUCAUAUCAUACACACCAGUAUCCAGUGAAUUGAGAGAGAAAAUGAUAGAAGCCAUAGCAACCCGUUACAAUCAUAGUAACAAGAGUUUAGAUUUGUCACAAUUCCAUGCUUGUUCAUUGUUUACUAAUAAUCAACUAUUUGUACCAUUAAAUCGACCAGCUGUUCUUUUGGCAGCACUCAACAUGGUUGCUCAACAUACCAAACAUGACUUGUAUAGUUUAUGUCUUGAAAAUAAUCACAUAUAUUUAAAUGAAGGUCUUGUAUGGAUACGUAGGUUAUUCCCUGAACUGAAAGUUUUGGAUUUAGCUGGGAACAAAUUUUCUGAUUUAAAACAUCUAAGGUGUCUCUCAGGUUACACCAUUCGCGAGCUGAACUUGUCCAGAAAUCCUAUGUGCAAUACAGAGGAUAAAGAACGUUACAAACGAGAUGUACAACAAUUGUUUCCUAUGCUAAACAAGUUGGAUAACUCAGAACUGCCGUUUCUUUACAGUGGGUUUAUCGGAUCCAAGCUUAAAAUGCCAAUUAACUUGGGUAAUAGUUAUCCAAUACCAGAAGGCCAUAAUCCUGAACUGCCAAAUCCAGUUAUGACUUUUGUAGAAUCAUUUCUCAAUCAAUAUUAUGUACUAUACGAUAACCAAGUGUCUAGACAAAUAGUAUCGGUAGCUUACCAUGAAAAAGCCACAUUUACGUUAUCCAGUUAUUUUCCUAAUUUUAGUCUUAAAAAAAGUGCAUUAAAGUAUCAUGCUGAAAGUAGAAAUUUUUUGAAAUUUGACCAAAACAGACAUGGAAGACGUGGGUUCUUACAUAAAGGCAAAGAAGACAUCAUAAACUUUUUAGACAAGUUACCUAAAACCAAGCACGAUAUUGGUUCAUUCAUUGUUGAUGUUCCAUUGGAAACUGCUGCAAUGAUUCAGAUUGUAGUAAACGGUGUGUUUGUUGAAAAUUUUAUAGAAAAUAACUAUUACGAUAAAUUUACACACACUUAUAGACCAUUCUGCAGGACAUUCUGUUUAGUGCCAGUUGGGAGUGGUUGGAGUAUAAUUAGCGAUAUGUUAUAUGUAACAAAAGUCACUCAUGCGUUAUUAUUAGAAACUGCAAAACGGUUUAAUAAUUUCAAACUAAAACCAGUGUCAUCAAAAAGAAAUAACCUAAAUGGCAGCAGUAACCAAAAAAAUGCAACAAUUUUGAUGGAGGAUACUGAUGUAAUGGCUGGCAUGGAAUCAUCAUCAUCCUAUCAACAGCAUCCCACACCCAGCUACCUACCAUCAUCUUAUCAGCAAUCCACAUUUUCAUCUUUUCAGUCCACCUCAAUGACAGCUUCUAUUAAUCCACAGCAACCAUCACAUUAUCAAGGUGGCAUGCAUACAUCUACUCCAUAG
Molecule: messenger RNA, 1992 nt
Organism: Macrosiphum euphorbiae (potato aphid)
Lineage: Eukaryota; Metazoa; Arthropoda; Insecta; Hemiptera; Aphididae
Source: the annotation of a GenBank genome assembly